Molecule: messenger RNA, 2454 nt
Organism: Impatiens glandulifera
Lineage: Eukaryota; Viridiplantae; Streptophyta; Magnoliopsida; Ericales; Balsaminaceae
Product: extensin-2-like
Exons: 4
Coding region: 1-2454 (817 amino acids)
Biological process (GO): plant-type cell wall organization
Molecular function (GO): structural constituent of cell wall
Source: RefSeq, a predicted model, not a curated record
AUGGUAAAAGAUUUACCAGCACAUAAUUUUGCGCUGUCUCCUCCUCCACCGUCAUACGUUUACAAGUCACCUCCUCCACAUGCAUAUGUGUACUCUUCCCCUCCUCCACCUCCUUAUGUUUACAAGUCUCCUCCUCCACCUGCAUAUGUAUAUUCUUCCCCUCCUCCACCAUCUUACAUUUACAAGUCACCUCCUCCACCAUCUUACGUUUACAAGUCACCUCCUCCACCUGCAUACGUGUACUCUUCCCCACCUCCACCAUCGUACAUUUACAAGUCACCUCCUCCACCUUCAUACGUUUAUAAGUCACCUCCUCCACCUGCAUAUGUGUACUCUUCCCCUCCUCCACCAUCUUAUGUUUACAAGUCACCUCCUCCACCUUCAUAUGUUUACAAGUCACCUCCUCCACCUGCAUAUGUGUACUCUUCCCCUCCUCCACCCUCUUACGUUUAUAAGUCACCUCCUCCACCUGCAUAUGUGUACUCUUCCCCACCUCCACCAUCUUACAUUUACAAGUCACCUCCUCCACCAUCCUACGUAUACAAGUCUCCUCCUCCACCGUCAUACAUUUACAAGUCACCUCCUCCACCUGCAUAUGUGUACUCUUCCCCUCCUCCACCAUCUUACGUUUACAAGUCACCUCCUCCACCUGCAUACGUUUACAAGUCACCUCCUCCACCAUCUUAUGUUUACAAGUCACCUCCUCCACCUUCAUAUGUUUACAAGUCACCUCCUCCACCUGCAUAUGUGUACUCUUCCCCUCCUCCACCAUCUUACGUUUAUAAGUCACCUCCACCAUCUGCAUAUGUAUACUCUUCUCCUCCUCCACCAUCUUACGUUUACAAGUCACCUCCUCCACCUGCAUACGUGUACUCUUCCCCACCUCCACCAUCUUACGUUUACAAGUCACCUCCUCCACCUUCAUACGUUUAUAAGUCACCUCCUCCACCUGCAUAUGUGUACUCUUCCCCUCCUCCACCAUCUUAUGUUUACAAGUCACCUCCUCCACCUGCAUAUGUGUACUCUUCCCCUCCUCCACCUUCUUACGUUUAUAAGUCACCUCCUCCACCUACAUAUGUGUACUCUUCCCCACCUCCACCAUCUUACAUUUACAAGUCACCUCCUCCACCAUCCUACGUAUACAAGUCUCCUCCUCCACCGUCAUACGUUUACAAGUCACCUCCUCCACCUGCAUAUGUGUACUCUUCCCCUCCUCCACCAUCUUACAUUUACAAGUCACCUCCUCCACCUUCAUACGUUUACAAGUCACCUCCUCCCCCAAGUGUGAAAGCGGCAGAUUAUGGUGACAAUCAUUACAACCACAACCACAAGUAUCCUCAUCACCAUUAUAAGUCGCCUUCAUCGUAUCUUUAUAAAUCUCCACCACCGCCAUCUUAUGUUUACAAGUCACCUCCUCCACCUGCAUAUAUGUACUCUUCACCUCCUCCACCAUCUUAUGCUUACAAGUCACCUCCUCCACCUGCAUAUGUGUACUCUUCUCCUCCUCCACCUUCAUACAUUUACAAGUCACCUCCUCCACCAUCUUACAUUUACAAGUCACCUCCUCCACCUGCAUAUGUGUACUCUUCUCCUCCUCCACCUUCAUAUGUGUACUCUUCUCCUCCUCCACCUUCAUACGUUUACAAGUCACCUCCUCCACCCGCAUAUGUAUACUCUUCUCCUCCUCCACCAUCAUACGUUUACAAGUCUCCUCCUCCACCAUCAUACGUUUACAAGUCACCUCCUCCACCUGCAUAUGUGUACUCUUCUCCUCCUCCACCUUCAUACGUUUACAAGUCACCUCCUCCACCUGCAUAUGUGUACUCUUCCCCUCCUCCACCAUCUUACGUUUAUAAGUCACCUCCUCCACCCUCAUACAUUUACAAGUCACCUCCUCCACCUGCAUAUGUGUACUCUUCUCCUCCUCCACCUUCAUACGUUUACAAGUCACCUCCUCCACCCGCAUAUGUAUACUCUUCUCCUCCUCCACCAUCAUACGUUUACAAGUCUCCUCCUCCACCAUCAUACGUUUACAAGUCACCUCCUCCACCUGCAUAUGUGUACUCUUCUCCUCCUCCACCUUCAUACGUUUACAAGUCACCUCCUCCACCUUCAUAUGUUUACAAGUCACCUCCUCCACCUACAUAUGUUUACUCUUCCCCACCUCCACCAUCUUACAUUUACAAGUCACCUCCUCCACCAUCCUACGUUUAUAAGUCUCCUCCUCCAUCUGCAUAUGUGUACUCUUCCCCACCUCCACCAUCUUACAUUUACAAGUCACCUCCUCCACCAUCCUACGUUUACAAGUCUCCUCCUCCAUCGUCAUACGUUUACAAGUCACCUCCUCCACCUGCAUAUGUGUACUCUUCCCCUCCUCCAUCAUCUUACAUUUACAAGUCACCCCCUCCACCUUCAUACGUUUACAAGUCACCUCCUCCCCCGAGUGUUUAUUAA